Messenger RNA from Nicotiana tabacum (common tobacco), 453 nucleotides. RefSeq lists its product as uncharacterized. The record is from RefSeq and is a predicted model, not a curated record. Lineage: Eukaryota; Viridiplantae; Streptophyta; Magnoliopsida; Solanales; Solanaceae.
AUGGCACGUCAAUUGAUUGUUCUUGCUCUUUUCUUUGUUGCUUUAGCAGGAUUGGUCUCUGCUGCCACGUCACCAGCAAGCUCACCAUCAUCAUCACCAUCAUCAUCCCCAUCUUCAUCCCCAUCAUCAUCCCCUGCGGCUGCACCUAAGAAAAGUGGAAAUGCACCCACACAAUCACCCAAGUCAUCAUCCCCUGCAUCUUCACCUAAGGCCAGUUCACCAUCAUCCUCUACCUCUGAAUCUCCAGAUUCCUCCAGCUCAGCAGAAUCACCUGAGGACGAGGAUUAUGUCUCAUCUCCCCCUUCUCCUUCUACUGACUCUACCACCGCUGACUCAGCUCCCACACCAAGUGCCACAUCAGCUGAUCAGACACCCACGUCAGCCAGCAGUGCCGCCACCUUGAAGGUUUCCUCAGUCUUCGCUGUUGCAGCUGUUGCUGGAUUCUUCUUCUAA